GGGGGGGCGCGCGCCCGCCAUGCUGAUCACGCUGUGCUACCUCUACCUAUGGGCGCGCUGGGGGCCUUGCUCGGCCGCGCUCAUCCGGCGCACCGUGCGGCGCCUGCACCGCUCCCGCUGCUCCUUCACCUUCUGCUGCCGCUGCUGCCGCCGCGCCGCGCCGCCCGACGAGCGCGUGUGCCUCAGGCUGGGGAACAAAGUCUUCUUCACGGACGAGGCGCAGCUCCUUGAUGAUUUAAACAGAUGGAGUCUACUUCUCAUUUCUCCUUUUAUUUAUCCUGAUAAAUUACUGGAAGCAGAACAUAUAGCUUUUGUGACAGAAAGCAUUUCAGCUCAGACAGAUAACUUGCAGAAAGUACCUGUCUCUUCAAAAGAGGUUGUGAAGUGGUCGGACUAUUGUUCACCAUUGGCCUAUAAACCUGGGGAACCUUAUAAAUUAAUUGCUGAAGCAAGUGUAGAUAAUUUCAGUAACCUUGGAAUAGCAUUCAUGGAAGACAGGCUUCAAAUGGAUAAUGGAAUGGUGCCACACAAGAUUGUUUCUGUCCAUUUACAGGAAUCUACUCUGAAGGAGUUGACGCAGGUGGCACCAUCUGUAAAUGAGAUGAGUAGAAACAGUACACAGAUGAAUGAAGCAACUCCUACUGCUACUCUUGGGACUACUGCUAAAUCAAAGUUAGGAGUAGUUGAGUCUGUAGGACAAGGUGAUCCAGAGGCAGAAGAGAAAUCCAAGCUAGAGAAAGAAAACGAGUAUGAAGAUGAAUCCAACAGACUAUCUGACAAAGAGACAGGCUUUGGAGAGCAUCAUCACUUGCAUCUUUCCAGCUGUCAUGAAUGUCUGCAACUUGAAAACAGCACUAUUGAAUCUGUCAGAUUUGCCUCUGCGGAAGACAUUCCAGAACUUUCUGACCAUUGCAAUAGCAAACUGGAAGAGAAUGGUGGUGAUUGUCUGGCAACAGGAAUGAAGAGAGUAAACCUUGCUGGAAAGCCCCCUAAUGUGUUGAUUUAUGUUGGUUCUGAAACUGCAAAAGUGGAAUUUGACCAAGUAAAAUCAAUCCUCCUGGAAUGCAUCGAUGCAGACAACUACACCAUCUACCAGCUGCAUGAGGAACAAGUUCUGAAAGCUCCAUGGAUUGAUAAUGCACUGCUGUUGAUCAUUGCCACAGAGGAGCCUAUUUCUGACAAGAACCAAGAACAAUUUAUGAAGUUUUUAUCUAAGGGUGGAAAGAUUCUAGGGUUUUCUUCCUCGUUUACAUUUGGUGGUAUACAAAUAAAGAGAAUAGACGAACUGAAGAAGACCAUUCAUGAAUUAGUUGUCUCUAAAACUGACAGCACUGAGGUUAAGUUAAAUCUUUUGAUCAGUGGCUGUAUUUUUGAAGAAGUAAGGAAGGAAUGUAACAGCAAAGUGAAGCCAUUGAGUCAUUUAAAUAAUGCCGAUAAAGAUGUAGUUAUUGUUCAUCUGCUUUAUGGAGACAAUGGAGGAGAAGCCAUCCUUUCUCAGGUGCACUUGGAACUGGAUAUCAAUUCUGUGGAUUUCCAAACUGAACAGGAUUUUAAUUUGCUUAAGAUGAGCAAUACCAAGAGAUGUGAAGUUCUCAAGGAGAUCCUGGUAUCACUUGGCCUGAGUUGUGAAUUAAGUGAAAUUCCUCCUUUAACGCCUAUUUACCUUCUCUCUUCUGAUGAGGAAAUCCAUUUUACAUUCCUGAAAUGGCUUGAGGAAAAUGUAAAUGCUGAAGGAUUAAUAGAAUCCAGCAAAGUGUCUCUCAAAUUUGUUUCAUCUUGUGAAUCAAAAAUGGAGACAACUCCGUCUCUGAUGUCAGUUGUCACUGAGAUGGGAAACUUCUCAUCUGAACAUUUCAGCCUGGAGAUGUAUCAACAGAAUCUGCAAACAAAGAAGCUUGGAAAGAUUCUUCUCUUUACUGAAGUUACCACCACAACAAUGAAUCUUCUAGAUGGGUUAAUGUUCAAGUUGCCUGAGGAGAUGGGUUUAAUAGCAAUUGCUGUUCGACAAACACAAGGGAAAGGUCGUGGUGGAAAUGUUUGGCUCAGUCCCAUGGGUUGUGCACUAUCCACUUUACAUAUCACAGUUCCUCUACAUUCCAACCUGGGCCAGAGAAUUCCUUUCAUUCAACACCUAGUGUCCUUGGCAAUGGUAGAGUCAGUUAGAUCAAUACCAGGAUAUGAGGACAUUGAACUGCGAGUAAAAUGGCCAAAUGAUAUUUAUUACAGUGAUCUUAUGAAGCUUGGUGGAGUUCUGGUAACCUCUACACUUAUUGAAACAACAUUUCAUAUACUUAUUGGCUUUGGAUUUAAUGUGAAUAACAGCAACCCCACCAUCUGCAUCAAUGACCUCAUCACAAAAUUUAAUAAGGAAGAGGGGACAAAACUGAAGCCUUUAACUGCAGAUUGCCUUAUUGCAAGAACUGUAACUGUGCUAGAGAGGCUUAUAGAUAUUUUUCAGGAGAAAGGGCCCAAUGGAGUUCUUCCCCGUUACUACAAGUACUGGAUACACAGUGGUAAGCAAGUCCAUCUCUACAAUGAGGAGGGCCCAAUUGCAUGGAUAGUUGGGAUAGAUGAUUAUGGAUUCCUUCAAGUUCAUGAAGAAGGCAAAGGUGUAGAGUCUGUGCAUCCAGACGGCAACUCUUUUGACAUGCUGAGAAACCUCAUAAUUCCAAAGCAUUAAUAGUCCUCAGAGCUCACAACGCAAAAGGAGGCUCUUUACUAUUCAACACCAAGCAGCUAAACUUGCUUAAAGGUGGGAGGGUGGUUGGUGGCGUUUUUUUUUUGUUUGUUUGUUUUGUUUUUUUUUCUUCCAAUUUCUAAUCUCUUUGUUCUUUGAGAUGGAUAACUUCAAGAGUUUAAGAAGAAGGAAUUAUCUUUUGCUAAAGUUCUCUAUUCUGUUGCAUUAACUUAAAAACACAUCUAUGUUGCCAUUCUUUAUAAGCACCUAUUCUUUAAAAGGAUUUCAAAUAAGUACUUUGUAAUGAACAGAACUUUUUCUUCGAUUACGCACUGUAUUUGGCAAAAUGUUUUGUUUUCAGAAGGGGUGUUUUCGUUGUGCUUAGCGCAAUACAGUACAAGAUGUACAUAUUUACCAUGUUUUUAUUAACUAGAUUCAGGUUUUUUUGUUGUUGUCUGCAGUGGAAUCAUCUAGAACAGCUCAUUGUAUAUUUCUGAAUUAGUGGGCUUACCGCUGUGCUUAGCUUCAGGUCUAAGUAGAACCUUGCUGACUUGGUUCUUCUCCAUAUGGACCUGUACAACAGUUUACAUACUGUGCUUUGGUCUCAGGUCUGCAACUCUGUCAUGGCUGCCUUGAGUUUUUGGAGUUUUCCAUCAGCUCGUAAGAACUGUGGUUGGUUAUACCAAUAUAUUUUUGCUUUUCCUGCUCAGUUGGAUCUAAGCAAAUCAUCUCAUAUUUCCUUUAAAUUACAGUCUUCCAAGAGGUUUUAGCCCUAUAAGAAUAGCCCACUGGAGGUCAUGACUGGUGUAGCACCUAGUUGAAAAGCUCUUAUCUGGGUUAUCAUAGGAUUCCAUUCCAGGGGAUUGAAGUCUAAACAGUUUGGAGUUUAAUAGUAAUUCCACUGUAUUGGUAAAGUAGUUAAGAGAACAAGUAAGAGAAAAUGCCCCACUCCUUAAGAUCUCUGCCGUAAACAGUUACUACAGUGAAAACAAGAAAACACACCGUUACCUGUGUCCAAAUUCUCUUCCAUCAUUUCUGGUUUCACACCUCCUUUCCCAAAGUAGGGCAUCUGGUUUUGCUGUUAACCACUGGGAACAAGAGGUUUAACAUGUGCUGACUUGGAAAUAACUUGCUUUUGGGGCUGGCUGCACAGUGUUAGUGUGGUCAUGUUUGGAAAAUAUCGUGAGGUAGGCACUGUGGGAGCAUCUGUGUGAUAGGCAGCUUGUUGGGUUUUCUCCUGUGCAAGAUGAAUUUGUACCAGGAGGCUGGCCACCAGAGCACUUCAAAUGGUUCUCUACAAAUGAAAAGUUUAUCAUAGGUGUGAUGUGGCCAGCUUCAUUUCCUCAAGUAGGCAACACUGCUUAUUAUGUUACCUUGUCCCUACUAAAGGUGGAUCAGCCAAAUUGGUUUCCACAAAGGACUUCUGUCUACUAGCCAGCAAUGUUUUCUUUUUUUUUUUUGGUUAAAGUUCACCUCAUAAACAAUCUGAACAUGUUAGUAGAUUGUUUCAGUUACAAAGCCAAGAAGUCUUAAAGCAAGGAAGCUAGUCUGUAAUGGUAAUUUAGAGUAAUCCUCACAUAUUAGGUUUUAGGUGGUUUGGCAGCAAGUGCUAAAAAUUAAGUUGUUCCUCGUACAUUUAGGACUUUUUGCUCCAUAUCACAGUAUAUAAGUGUGCGUGCCUGGUUGUCUGUCGCCUGCUGUUUUGUUUUCCCUUGUGAUCUGCAUCAUAUGAGACUGCACACCAAUAUUUCAUAGUACAGUGGAGUGUAAACAGCUGUUAAUUGGCUUAGUUAAAAUGAUACACAUGAACACCGAUUUUUACAUUUUCCUACCAGAUGCUUCAAAACUACUUUGGGCUGUUAAAUUUUGGCAGCUACCUUCAUUCCAGAACCAAAUAUUGAUGUGUAUUAUAAUUGAAUGAAAUUUGAAUCUGAGUUGAUAAAGUUUAAAUAAAAAAGAGCCCGUUUAUAUAUAGAUAUAUAUACGUAUAUAUAGCGUGUUUGUGUGUGUGUGUGUGCGUGUGUGUAUGUACACAUCUUUGUGCAUCUUCACUUCUUUUUUACCUUUUCCUUCAAGUAGCUCAUAAACAUUGCAUGCUGCUGCUGGUCAGCUGGGAAAAGCAAAAUUCUGGUACUGUUUUUUUCAACCACACAGUUUUACAAAACUUUAGAUCUGUAUCUCAAUAUGAAAUUUGUAGCUAAAACACUAUCUCUGUUUUGGUACAGGAUACUGUGCCAAUAGGAAACAUCAUUGAUAUCACUCGUAUUUCAGAUACACCGAUGAGUGCCUGCAGAGAUUCCUUUUAAUGAUCAGGCUGGGCAUCAGGUUUUGACUUGAAUUGCUUCCUUAAAAUAUGCUCUCUCUAUGCUAGGGAUAAGUACUUUAUAAGAAUGAUGGGGAAAAAUGAUAAAACACGUUCCUGUUGGAAGGACAUAAUGGAGUACCUGCAAAAUUUCACUUCACUAAGCUAUCACAGUGAGCAGAAGGCAGAUGUAUUUUUUAAUAGUAAAACGCUGCAAUAUUUCAUGGUUGCUAUCAUUCCAUUUUGGAUUUCUUCAUAGUCUUUUUUAAUGAAAAGCAUGUUUUAUUCUUGCUUUGAGUUGUAAGAUUAUUCUGGAAAGGUUUGCAUUGAAACUUAGCAUUGAACUUCCUUUCUAUAAAUAAGAACUAAUCAAGUGUGGAUUUGUCAGAGCAUAGGUAGAUGGUGUGGGAAUACCACUUUGCCUCAGCUUUUUAGUGGCCUCUUCCUGUGUGUGUAAAACUACUACCUUCUGUCUUGUGGAAACAGCCUUGAGUUGGAUAAAGCAUUUGUUACAGACUUGACCUUUCCUUCAGAAGAACCAAAGAACUUCACAAAGAAAAUUCAUGUUAUAUACAGAGCAGCGGAAUCAGGUCAUUCUGGCUAGCAGCUGUUACUGCCAAAGCCCGUGAACCUUCCUAUACCGCACUCAUCUUAAGGUAUUUGGGGAGCACAGCCAGUAAUCUUGUUCUUUUUAUGGCAAACUUGGCACACCCAGAAAACCACAACAUUUUUGUAUAGAAAUCAUUUUUAUUAUUGUUCUUUACAUAAGACAGACAAAUGUGGUGUAGUGUGGUCUCUGAAUAUAGGUAUGGAGAGAAUCAGACAUCUCCAGACCCAGAAGUAAUGCACUGAAAAUGUUUAAUUUUAUUAAAUGUCUAGAUUAGUAAACCACUUAUUUCAUUGUGAGGCUGAUGUCAUAUCUUAAACUAUUUUCUUGAUGAAGUGCUUUCAAAAACAUUUAUUAUGGUGUCCAUAUUUCUGUGACUUCAUUUUUUUCUCCGAGACUGUUAUAAGGUUUCUUGAAUUACACAUUGUGAAAAUAUCUAUAGAGAUUGUUUAUUGAUAAGAAAACUUCUGCAGAGCAAGCAGGGUGUGUUGGCACGUCUGUGUUCAGAGAGAGUAAGCAGGUUAUGUCCAGACAGAACCAAUGCUGUUUCCAAAGAUUUGAAAAAGUAUUAAUGUACUUAACAUUUAAGAGUUCAAAUAGUACAUCUUACUUCUAUUAAAAUGUUUUAUAAGACUUCAGAGCGUUGUUAAAAUCUAUCCAGCAAAUAUAAUAUACUUCAAGGGCUAUUAUCUAGAAAUAAUAUUAAAGUAUUUAAUUCUUUAUGCUGCUGUUUAAUUGUGCAACUGUUGGGGUUUUUUAAUUUAUUUUUCUUUUUCUUUUUCUGAUCCAGCUACAAGACCUCAGCAGUCUAAACAAUUACUCUCUGCAACUACUUUGUAAUAUGCAAUAUCUACAUCAAAUUUUUCUGAAGUACAGCUUAGUAGGUGUCGUGAAAAAGAUUUGUGCUGCUAACAGUUGAUUCAUUCCUGGGGGAAGCUGGCUUGAUAAAAGCAUUUGCAUGCAUAAGUUACAGUAGUGAUGCACAGCAAUGAUCAGACACCAAAGAAAUUAAAUCUGGACUGAAGUUAGAACAGAGGUCAAAAAAUGGUGACAUGCAGCAGAGUAUCAUCAUGUAGCAAACAACUAAGCAAAAAAGAACUGCAGGGAUGAACUGUAAACUCAUGCUGUAUUUGAAUAUCUUGCAUUAGGGUGUUUCAUUAGUGAUUCUGUGUUAUUUUCCAUUCUCCAAGACUCUCCCUUUAAAAUGCAAUGUGGCUUAAACAGCAUACAUAAUUCCUUGUAUUUUAUGAUACACUAACUGUCAGAUAUAGUGUUAUAAUUGAAAUAAAUUUUCAAAUAUACAGUUUUAUUCUUUGUGAAACCUUGUGUUUUCUGGUAAAAAAAAAAAUCAAACUCACUUUUCCUUUGGCUACAGGACUUUAUUAUCAUUUUAACAGUUCUGUUUUACAUAAUAAAUAAGCAAAAAUGCUUUACAUUUUUAGGGAAUACAUAUAUAAUUCUGAGCAUUAAUAGGUUGUUUGUUUUGCGUGCUUUUUCACCUACGUUUGCCAAAUAGCUCAUAUCUGCAUCAUAUAUGAAAAAAAAAAAAAAAAAAAGCAAAAUCUAAUGUUCAGGAAAAAAUGAAAUUAAAUUUUCUCUGAGUCGCUUUUGAAGUAUGACUGAAAUGUUGAAAAAAAUGCUUGGUGUUGUGUUUUGUGAUUUCUAGAGAAAUGCUAAUAUCUGGCAGGUAUCCCAUUCAUAAAGAUAGCAUUUCCACUUUAUCUCAGUGAUCUAUUAGCAGAUUUUACACCUAUAGUCCACUGUGCUUAAUUUCAUUCAAUUACUUAAAUGCCCUUUUGAAAUUACAUGGUUGUAACCUGGAGAGAAGUCUGUUCCCUUACCACCUUGUUUACAUUGAACUUUUUCUAUUAAUAGGAUAAAAACUUUUGAGACAUCAAUAUGGGAUUAACAUUUCCAACUUUAUAUUUUGGUAAAUUACCCUUCUCACUCUCUUUUUCAUUCUGCAUAGACUUUACUUGCUAGGCCUGACCUCCCCCAAGAUUUUAAAUCCCAUCAAGUUGCAUGAUAAAGGUAUCUAUGAUAAAGAUAUCUGUACUGGCUCGAAUAAGUAUGAUGGAGAGAACUUAAGUUAUUUUUCAUAACAUAAUGCAAUUCACACUCCACUUACAUGACAUAAUUUUUUCCAAUUAUUAGAAAAUUUGCCACUGUCGAUGGCUGUACCACAUUCUACAGUAAUAGCAUACUAUAAACAUCUGUAGUUUAACUGACUAAAAGUCGAUGUCUGAACUUGUAUUUUUCUCUCAGUAUAAUGUACUCACAUUCCAGAUGUGAAUAUGCAAUUGCUAUUUCUAUUUUAGAAUGGCAGGAAAAAUGUUUCACACAUUUGCUUUUAUAAUCACAGAUCUUUUCUAAAACCUACUCUGUAUUAUCAUAUGUGAAUGCAUAAUUGAUUCAUUAUUUUCUAGCGGGGAAAAUUUGUGUAUUUGAAUGUCAUAUACUGCAAAACAUCUGUGGGAGAGUGAUGGAACACCUCCUCUACUCAGGCUUGUUGAAUAAAGCCUGGAAGUGUGAAUAACAAGCUAGAGGCUGGAAAAUAUUUUGUGGUAUUUUACUGAAAAAUAGUAAUGGUGUUUUUUAACCAAAGCCUAAUUUGUACAUUCCUGAAAACAUGUUUUUAUUAUGAGAAUAACAUAUAAGAACAGAAAAAUACACCAGAUUGACUUCAUGUGCAGCAAUGCGCUAAUGAGGUAUGUAUGGAGAGACAUGUAGUAUGAAAGAGAUGUGCAUCAGGUUUCUUUUUAAUGAUGCAAACAAUGUCAGUUACUCCUUAAUAGGGUAUGGUUUUAAUUUAAGAAAAUUAACAUACAAGUCGUAGCAUAACUGUAUCUUCUAAGAAGUUGGGUGCGUUUGUGAGGAACUCUGGCUGGGAAAGCUAUUAAAUAAAGCCACUAUAAAACCAGCUUGAGUCUCAUCAAUUAAUGAAAUCAGAAUGAUAAUAAUACUGACUCACAACAUUUCUGGAGAAAUUCUUCUCUAGCUUUAGAAAAACCAAGUAGUACAAUUAAAGUGAAUAUGUUGGUUUGGUUUUGCUAUUUUUUUAUUCUUGCUAAAAAGUCGCUAUUCUCAUAGUGACUGGUUAGGUAUUUUUGCUUAUAUUUGUCAUGAAAUGUAUCUUUUUUUAGCAAAUUAAGUCAGACAGCUGUGAAUUUCGAAAGUGAAUACUGAUUUAGCUUCAUAAUAAAGCUUUCUAUGUUAAACUUUUAAUUGAAAACAAUAAAAAUACUGAAGAUUAUUUUCAAACACGUUAACACUAUUAUUGUUUACUCAUAGCAAUCCAUACGUGCAAGGAGGUGACUGAAUAUUAUUGCUGUACAUACAAGAUGGAGAACGUGUACUUUAAAAAAAUGUGUAUUUCAUUACAUUUUUAUCUGACAAGGUGCAAUCCAUGAGCAAGUAUUUUUCCAUAUUGCACUAGCCAGGUAAGCAUUUUCUGUAGCAAAGGUCUCUUUGGAGAGAGUCUGGUAAGAGAAAAGAAGUUUCUAAAAUGUAAACUAGCUUUGAAUGGGGCUAAGAAAUGUAGCUAAAUAUGGCUGACUCAGUUCUCCAAAAACCUUUAUUGUUAUUUACACCUAUUAUGUAAGGAGCCAUAUGUUGUUUUAUCAAAAGCAGUUGAAGGUUUUGGAAGUGGGUGAACGACAAACUGGACCAGCUUUUCAGGAAAACACACAUAAAAACGUAUGUUUUCUUAUUUCUUGUUUUGCAAACUUUACAAAGAAGGUAAAACAAGGGGGGGAUCCAUUCCUAACAGGCUGGGCAGAAUCUAAAUAUAUACUGUAUGCUUUUUGCUUUCUAGUUUAUUGACACAAAUCGAGAUGUGUGUGAAGGGUUCACUUCAAAGCAAUGAUGUACCUGGCUUUACUUCAAGUGCAAUCUUGUUUCUUGUGGUUGUGCAAUGACUUCUGACUUUUCUUAUUCAGAUUGUCCACUGACAUAAUUUGUGAAGUGCAUGAAUCACGCAAAUAUAAGUCUUACCUUUGUGUUGACGAUGAGAUUUAUGCUUAAGGAAGUGCAGUGUGUUAAAAAACGAACUUUUCAAACUUCAGAAGGUUACUAGUAAGUUUAAAAUAGAGCGUAAAUGUUCAUUAUUCCCUUGACUAUAAAUAAAACAUUUUCUGGUGCUAUUAUUAAAAUGUAUUUUUGAUUAGCUGGUUUGAAAAACUACACAGCAUUCUCCCAGAAUAUUCAGUGGAAUACACUUUUUAGAAGUUUCUUUUUCUUAUUACAUUUUUAUGGGGAAUAAUCUUUAGUUCCUGCUAUGUGAUUUGUCCCAAUUCGCCAUGACAAGACCUGUAACCCUUUAAUAUGUAUCUUUUUAUGUAUUAAUUUGUCAUGAUAUCAUUCCUUGUUAAGUUAAAUGGUGGCAGUAACAAUCUCCAAAUACUGAAAUCUAUCUUAAAUAAAUCAAAAUCAGAUUUGAUUUAUUUUAAAAACUUUUGGAUAAUUAACAAAUAAUCGUGUUCCAAACUGAGUUCUGUUUGGUUUGUAUAACUGUAUUACAGAUACUAAAAAUCACCACUCUUUAAACAAAGUUCAUUUGUCAUGAUAUUUAACAUAUGGGUGGAGAGUUGAUGUAAGGUUUCACACAGUUUCUCAAAAAUACCUAAACUAGAAUGUACAGUUUAUGAUAAUGUUU
Messenger RNA from Oxyura jamaicensis (ruddy duck), 10240 nucleotides. RefSeq names its product holocarboxylase synthetase (gene HLCS). Gene Ontology annotation, cellular component: cytoplasm. Gene Ontology annotation, biological process: protein modification process. Gene Ontology annotation, molecular function: biotin--[biotin carboxyl-carrier protein] ligase activity. Lineage: Eukaryota; Metazoa; Chordata; Aves; Anseriformes; Anatidae. The transcript has 11 exons. The record is from RefSeq and is a predicted model, not a curated record. The coding region runs from base 20 to 2680 and encodes 886 amino acids.